AUGGGGUGUUUUUUCCCCCUUUUCUGCCUUUUUGCAUUCUUUUACCUUGGAGCCUCUCAAAAUAUUCCCCGGCUGAGGCUGAUUCCCAAAGAUGCCGUGACCCAAAGUUUCAAUCAGAAGGAAAGGCUGACAGCCAUGUUCCAUGAGGCUGGGUCCCCUCAACUGAUUGUGGGAGGGCGAGGAACAGUGUGGAUUCUGACUUUUGUGGGUUCUGAAAUCACACCCACCGAGGUGCCAGUGCGCGUCGAAGAGAAGGCUGAGAAGGAUUGUAAGAGAGCAGAGAAGGGCGACUGCGACAACUUCAUCCAGAUGAUCGAAAGGAUAGAGAACAAAACCCUGGUCUGUGGCACGAAUGCAGGUUCUCCCAAAUGCUGGCUUUUGGUCAACACAUCACUGCAGAGAAGCAGCCAGGGUCAAAUUUUCACCAUGGUGGGGGAAAACGUUGUCUCAUCCUCACCGUUGCAAAACGCCGUCACCAUCGCCAUCGAAGACAGCCUCUACUCGGCCUUAUCCGGGAAUAAAAGUUCCUUCCAGAGAAGCUACGGACGGAAAAAAGGAGUCAAGACGAGGGACAGUUGGAUCAGCAAUGCUGAGUUUGAAGGAGCAGCUCUCUUCCCACAUAAAGAUCGGAGGAAAGAUGAAAUUUUCUUCUUCUACAAUGAGGUCAACCGGUCUGCCGGCCUGGAUGAGGAGCUGUACAAAGUUUGGCUUGGACGCGUGUGCAAGGUGGAUCAGGGAGAAAAACCAGGCUCGGGGGAUUUCUGGAGCACCUUCCUCAAAGCAAGGCUGGUGUGUGGACGCCCCCACGAGCCCCUGCUUUUCCACCGCUUGGAGGACGCCUUCGUUUUCAGAGAGGAGGGCCAGGCCGAGGCAACCUUGUACGGGGUCUUCUCCAGCCCCUGGGGCUCCUCUGCAGUUUGUUCCUACUCGAUGAAACGAAUCAGCUCCCAUUUUGAAACUUCCAAAUUCAAGGAUGCUCCCGGCUCCAUCCCUCAUCCCAGACCUGGCCUGUGUGUUCCACCAGAUUCCAGCUCUUCCUUGGCCAAAAUGCUGGCCUUCAUUAAGGACCACCCAGAGUUGGAAGCCGUUGUCUAUCCAGAUGAGGAGCAACCUCUGUAUGUCCUUCAGAUGAACGAUACGUACACUCAGGUGGUGGUGGACAAGGUCCGAGACGCCAACAAUGUGUCCCAUGAUGUCCUCUUUCUUGGAACUGCCAAAGGGAAGAUCCAUAAAGUCCUCCGAAGCAAAGAACAGACAGUAAUCAUUGCCGAGUUAAGCCCCUUCAAGGGUGAAGCACCUGUCACCCAGAUGAUCCUGGAUGCUGCCACGGGCCAUCUCUACGUGAGCACCAAGUUUGAAGUCACGCGUCUACCCUUGCACGACUGCAGCCAAUAUAAUGGAAAUUGCUGGAAGUGCAUCUUGGCCCAGGACCCUUACUGUGGGUGGGAUGCAGCUGGAAAGAGUUGUUCCGCCAUUUCCCAGAAAAACCACACCAACAGGUUGAUCCAGAGCUUGGAUUCAUCCAGUACCACUCAGGCGUGCAAAGCAGCAGAAGAAAAAUUAUCCCAGGACAGCAUCAAGAAAGUCAGCGUGGAUCACACGGCUUACAUCUACCUACCCUGCCCUCUGAGGUCCCACCAUGCCAGCUACAGCUGGGUCAAGGACAACAAGUUUUACCCCUGUGCCAUGGAGGACCAAUCUUGCACGCUUCGCUUCGGGCAACACACGCCGAUGGGCGAAGGCCUCUUCAAGUGCAUGGCUAGAGAAAAAGGCUACAAGGAGGAAAUUAUGGGGUUUGAGGUUGCUCUGAGUAGUGGAGUCAUUCCGGAGCUUGCUCUGAUGCUUUCGGGUGCUGCAUUCCUCACCAUAACCAUCCUCUUGCUAUAGACCAGAUCUGUAGCUAGGAGUGGAUCC
Notechis scutatus (mainland tiger snake) is the source of this 1914-nucleotide messenger RNA. The record is from RefSeq and is a predicted model, not a curated record. Lineage: Eukaryota; Metazoa; Chordata; Lepidosauria; Squamata; Elapidae.